GAAAAAUUUAACAGUAUUUGGUGAUAUGGUAACGACGUAAGAACGGAUAAAGGACAAAGAGUGACUGACGAGAAUGGAUGAAAACAAAAAGGAAUAUACUUUUGACAACCCAGUAUUUAUUUCUUCUCCAGACGAUGUAGACCAGAAAUCCAAUGGAAAAAUUCAAGACGUUGAGGAGAACGAUAACUCACCACAGAGAUCUCAAUGGGGCAACGACAUCGAAUUCCUCAUGUCCUGCGUGGCGAUGUCGGUUGGACUAGGAAACGUUUGGAGAUUUCCCUUUAUAGCAAGCUCAAAUGGAGGAGGAGCUUUCCUUAUACCAUACCUUAUUGUCUUAACUGUAGUAGGAAGACCGAUGUACUACAUGGAGAUGGUGCUAGGUCAGUUUUGCAGCGGAGGUCCUGGAAAGAUGUAUUCCAAGUUGUCACCAGUGCUAAAGGGUAUUGGAAUUGGACAAGUCUUUGGUGCAACAUGUAUAGCAUCAUACUAUUGUAUCCUCAUGGCUAUAACCUUAAUUUACCUAGUCAAUUCCUUCACCAACAAUUUCCCAUGGGCCACUUGCUGGAAAUCAUGGGAAGAAUACCUGAAUGAAAGGAAUUUUACAUGUGUGGAUAAAGAUUCCGUCAAUUUUUCUAGCAAUAAUACCAUAAGUUCGGCAGAAAUGUUCUUCAGAAGAGAAGUUUUAAAAGAAAAAGACAACAUCAGUGACGGACUUGGUGCUCCAGAUUGGAAACUAACUCUCUUCCUACUAGUAUCAUGGUUUGCUACAUUUUUGGUGUCGAUAAAAGGUGUAAAAAGCUCCGGUAAAGCAUCCUACUUCUUGGCGAUUUUCCCUAUAUUGUAAUGAUAGUUCUUUUAAUAAGAGCUUCAACUCUGCCAGGAGCUGCAGAGGGAAUGAAAUAUUUUGUGUAUGCUGAUUUUUCAAGACUUAAAGACGCAGAGGUAUGGUAUGCAGCUGUGACUCAGUGUUUCUUUUCAUUAAACGUCGGAUUUGGCAACAUUAUUACCUUGGCGUCAUACAACAAGUUCAGUCACAAUAUUAAUCGAGACGCCUUUAUAAUAACAACUUUGGAUACUUUUACGUCCUUGCUGUCAGGUGUCACAAUUUUUGGUAUCUUGGGUAACUUAGCGUACGAAAUGAAAAUCUCACCAAGCGAAGUCAUUGCUGCUGGUGGUGGUACUGCCUUGGCAUUUAUAUCGUAUCCGGACGCUCUUUCCAAAUUUACAUUUGCACCUUGGUUAUUUGCUAUAACCUUCUUCGUGAUGCUUUUCGUUUUGGGACUAGGCAGUUUGCAAGGACUACACGCAAACUUAAACGGUUUGAUCAAAGAAUAUCUUCCUUACACGCCAGAUUGGAAGAUUGCAGGCUGCUCUUCCAUAAUACUAUUUUUGGUAGGACUUAUCUAUGUGACGCAGGGUGGACAAUAUGCUUUAGAUCUCGUCGAUUUCUUCGGUGGAACAUUCGUAAUAUUUGUUUGUGCUAUAUGCGAAGUUUUCCUAAUCGCAUACAUUUAUGGCGUCGAUAGACUGUGCCUUGACAUUGAAUUUAUGAGCAAAAAAAAAGUAGCAAUCUAUUGGAGGUUAACUUGGGGACUACUGACGCCACUGUUACUAAUUCUCAUUUUCCUUUAUUUUAUAUGGACAUUGAAGCCUAUCACUUACGGAAUUGAUUCUCUUCGUUUACCUCUUGGACUUGAAAUAUUUGGUUGGAGUAUACUUGCAGUAACUGUUAUACAGUUGAUGGGAUGGUUCUUCUAUUACCUCUACGCAAACAGAAAAUACCCAGGAAUUCAGAAACUCACCGAAACGUUUUCGUUCAAAACAUGGGGACCUGAAGGACGACAGCGUACUGAAGAAUGGAAGAAAUUUUUGGAAGAGAAGAACGCUACACAACAAGGCAAACGCUCGAUGAUACCCACAAAAAUAAAAGCCAUAUUCCUAGACCCAUAUAAAAGUUGAGUGACUCGAAAUAUCAGCAGGAUAUACACUGAGAUGAGCGAAAGAUAUUGACCCGUUUGAAAUUGUGAUAUAUUUUUUUGUUAUUUUUAUGUUCUAAAUUUAUAUCUGAAAAUUGUAAUUUGUUGUACUUACCUACCGUAUUUUGUACACUAAAUUUAAUAAAAGCUAAAAUUGAAUGAA
Diabrotica balteata is the source of this 2139-nucleotide messenger RNA. NCBI's taxonomy places the organism in Eukaryota, Metazoa, Arthropoda, Insecta, Coleoptera, Chrysomelidae. The record is from the annotation of a GenBank genome assembly.